This is a messenger RNA of Lottia gigantea (owl limpet), 1722 nucleotides long. RefSeq lists its product as hypothetical. The record is from RefSeq and is a predicted model, not a curated record. The transcript is spliced from 2 exons. Bases 1 to 1722 code for a protein of 573 amino acids. NCBI's taxonomy places the organism in Eukaryota, Metazoa, Mollusca, Gastropoda, Lottiidae.
AUGGAGAGUAUAAUAGGAACAGGUACUAAAGAUACAGAAACAAGCAAUGAAACAGUAUCAACCACGAAAGAAGCACCUUCUUCAGAAAAAGAAACAUUUACUAAAGAUAAAGAGCCAGUAACUAACGCGAAAGAAACAGAAACGUCUACCAAAGAAACAGAUAAAGUUACCGCUGAAACGUCCACUAAAGUAGCAGACGCAGUUAAUAACGAAACAGAAAUGCCCACUAAAGUAGCAGACACAGUUAAUAACGAAACAGAAAUGCCCACUAAAGUAGCAGACACAGUUAAUAACGAAACAGAAAUGCCCACUAAAGUAGCAGACACAGUUAAUAACGAAACAGAAAUGCCCACUAAAGUAGCAGACACAGUUACUGAAGAUAUUGAAAUAUGUUCGAAAGCAACAGAAACAUCUGUUUCAGAAACACAAACAGCCAUUAAAGAACGAGAAGCAGCUGAUUCAGAAACAGAAACAGAUACAGAUACGUCCGAAACAGAAACAGAACCAGAAACGCCAUGGUCAAACCCGGACACCAGUUCUUCCACCCCUCGUAAAAAAAAUACUGUCAGCAAUUGUGAAAUUUUGGCACAAAUGAAAAACCGCCACGAAGAAAUUAUUUUGAACUCUAGAUUGCGUUCACUUCAGACAAAACAAGGUCGUAAAGAAGAUUCGUUAACGCGGACAAAGAAGCAGCUAAUCGAGACUAUGAAAAAAUCGAAACGAACAUCCGGUUCGAGUCCAGAUCCUUUUGUCUCAGUCGAAAAAGUGACUCCUUUAAUCUACAAAUAUUAUCAGGCACCUUGGGCUUAUUCUUUUAAUGAUGCAACACAUAACUCGCUGUAUAAAGAAAUAGAACAACUUCCCAAGAGAAGUAUCAAAAGGAACAGCCGACAAUCUACUUCUCGUCCUGCAGUUAAAUCUGCCCCAUUUCAUCAAAGAACUGUACCUUCUUUGAUAGAGCGCAGCAGUACAGCAUCAAAUAUCGAUCUUAAUGGCAAUUCUAAUGAAACGCCAACAUUUUUGCGAUCAAGUCGUAAACCAAUAAUGCGACCGCAUUCGUGUGCGUUGCCAACAAAGACUAGAGAUAUAGUUGACAAAGGCAGUGUGCACUUUAAUGAGGAAACGGUCCGGCCCCAUACUUGUAAAAAUGACAGUAGAAUGACACAUCGACAGGUGGAAAGGAAACAAAGCUGGAUUAAACCUAUAAAUAGAGCUAAUUCCAAUUCGAUUAUAGACACUCGAUCAGAGGAAGAUAACAAUGAAACGACUGAUGAUGAAUUUGUUAGUAAAUAUUUAGGUAAUUCAGAGAAAGUGAAUCGUUACAGAUAUCUUAAUCGCAAGAAGGAUGGUUUGUCUCAAGUUAUAUUCCGAGGACAAAAACUCAAGAACUAUAUCAGGCCACAGGAUCGAUAUAAAAGGGAUCCUUUAAAUCUCGUCAAAAGAGAGAAGAUGGUGAUGAAGCUGUCUAUGACAGAUUCUGAAUCGUUAGAAGAGUCUCGAAAAGCUGCUCUUAAAGCUGGCGAAGCGUUCCCUAAAGCGGCUCGUUUGAGAAUGUUGAACGAACUUAUAGCAAGUAACAAUAAUAAAUCUGGGGGCCCUCAUUUAGAUUAUAAUAUCGAACUACAAGCCAGAAUAGAACAUUUUCUCCACUCUAUUGAUGACUUUUGUGAAUCACGGAGCACGGGUUCAUACGGUACAAAAGCCGGAAGUGUUAAUUCUUAA